Messenger RNA from Aspergillus versicolor CBS 583.65, 2798 nucleotides. RefSeq names its product putative C6 transcription factor. The record is from RefSeq and is a predicted model, not a curated record. The coding region runs from base 101 to 2509 and encodes 802 amino acids. The transcript has a single exon. Gene Ontology annotation, molecular function: zinc ion binding; DNA-binding transcription factor activity, RNA polymerase II-specific. Lineage: Eukaryota; Fungi; Ascomycota; Eurotiomycetes; Eurotiales; Aspergillaceae. Gene Ontology annotation, biological process: regulation of DNA-templated transcription.
CUGUUCCCCUCUUCAUCGCAGUCUUCCCCGUUGUCAUCGGCUCUCAUCGGUUCUCAUCCGUAUCCAUCUUAUCCGAUCCAGCCAACAUCGCUGCGUUGGCAUGUCUGUCCAGAAACACCCGACCCAGACCCACGGCCGCACCCGCCGCCAGAACCACUCGUGCGACCAGUGCAGGAAGUCCAAACGCGCCUGCGAUGCCACCACUGGCCAGCGCUCUCCCUGCUCCUACUGUGCCCGGACGAAGAAACGCUGUACGACCGAAUGGGCCCGGUCGCGCGCGCAGUCGGGGUUCAAACCAUCGCGUCAGCAGCCCCAUCUGGAUAUCCUGACCAGGGAAAUCCUGCCAUGGAUGGCCGACCAGCCUCAGCUCCAGGGGGACAUCAGCACUUUAGACGGUCUACUCGACUUCAAUCCAUCUGAGGAUUUGCUUGGCUGGGGCAGCAAUCCUGCUGCCGCUGCACCGUUGGACUACAACCUGCUAUCCCUUGAUCCGGCAUCAUUCAACAAUCCGCAUCCAGCACAGGAAGAACCAGAGCAAUCCGCUUUAACGACCGCUCACUGCGUGCCAAAUAUGCAGCUAGACUUGCAGCUCCCAGACCUCGGGCUAGACCCAACUCCCAGUCACCAGUCCUGGCAAACCCCACUCACCUAUAACACCCUGCAGUAUGCAUCGUCCAGCUCCAGCGAUAUCAGCUGGAUGCCGUGGACGCAGAAAUCACCAGCAGCACAGACAAGCCCCCGCACGCAAUCUCUCUCCCCCUUCUCGAUCGACCAGCAGAUGAUCUCCGCUGCAAACUCGCAUCUCACCUCUGCAAACCUUCUACAGAUCUACCACGACGUCCUGGAACACAACCUCUCUUGCUGGGUCACCGAGCAAACCUGCCCAUACAAACGCGGCUGGCAGGGCAACGGCCCACAAGCAGUCCCAGAAUGGGGCUCAUUUUGGUCCAACCGGAUCUACCAGCGCACGAUAAAACUCGACCGCGUCGCGCAAUCAUGCAAGCUAGUCAGCAUGACAAAGACCGAAGAGCGGUCCGCGUCCAAAGCUCUGCAUCUGUCCAUUAUGGCCUUCGCCACGCAGUGGGCACAGGGCAGUCAACGACACCGCGAGAAAUACAGCAAUACAUUCCUCGACCACUCGAGCAGUAGCGGCAGCACGACUGAAUUCGACCGCGUCCUCCAGAACCACUUCUGGGACCAAGCUCGGCGAGCAUUGCAGGAUGUUGCCGAUGUCGAGUCCUACCAGGUCGCCUGCGCGGAACUUAUCUUCGCUUUGACGCAGCGGCCGUGGGAGUCUGAGGAGGAGAAUACAUCCGCGGAAACAGAACAACGAUCUGAGUCCACCACGGCGUUAUUGCGGGUCCGAGAUAUACUACAAAAAGACGGACCACCGGUUCACAUCGAGCGAGCCGCGCGGAAAAUGCACGCGCUGAAAUACCGAUGCGACGCGGUCGAGACUGGCCUGCGUAGACAAGCAGAUAGCAAAGAAGCUAUUGCAUGCAUGGACCCCGAGGAUCGCGCGUCAAUCAGUUUGUUGUAUUGGUUGGCCAUAAUGUUCGACACGGUCUCGGCGUCCAUGAACGAGCGGCCGGUCGUAAUCCAAGACGAAGAGUGCCAGCACGAAGCCGAAACGCCAUCACCACCAUCUCAAAGUGAAACAAAAAAAAUCCAAAACCAGAUUCAACCCCGCUGGGACAUGGACCUCUUCGUCCCCGGCGGACUCGACAAAACCACCCAAACCCACUGGCCCUGCACAUACUCCGUCGCAGCCGAAGACAUCACGAAAUCCGCCCCCGCAAAAGUCCUCCUCUUCCGACACGUCUCGUACCUCCAAAACGCAGUCCGGAAACUCGCUCACCCCACUAUAAUCGAAGAUAUCAUCCGCAGCACAAUGUCCCUAUACAAACACUGGAAUAAAACCCACGGCGCCUUUUUCACCGAGAUGGUCCACGACUAUAAUACCGUCCCCCAGCGCAUCCAGGGCUGGUUCGUUUGUAUCUCCGCGCAUUGGCACCUGGGAACAUUAAUGUUCGCAGACCUACUCGACUUCAUCCAUGAAAACAGCCUCGGCGCGCAGGACAAAACUGCCAGCAGGGUGGAAGACAAAAUCGCGUCUCAAAUCCGCAAACACAGUUCAGGUGAACUCGCAGAUCUCGCGCGCGUCGCUACACCAGCGACGUUGGAUGCUACCCUCGGUGUACCGCAGAUGCCUGGUUUCCACCACGCGGUGAACGAGGGGACGCUCCUUACGGAGCCGUGGACUAUGAUUCCCAUUCGGGCGUUUACCAAGGCGGGUCUGAUAUUUCUGGAUGCAGCGGAGGAGUUGGCUCGCUUACCAGAGGUGUUUGUUCAGGAUGGUGAUGGUCACGGCUUUGCGCGGAAUGUUGAGCAGGCGGAGGAUUGUAUCAAGGGGUUGUGGCUGUUAGGGAAGAAGUCGGAUAUGGCGAGGAAAAUUGCAGAGACACUUUCGGGGGCGUUGGCGAGGUUGAGGGAUGGGUUUGAUAUUUAGCAUUAGCACGGUAUGUUGGAGAUUGUAUCAUUGUUGGGAGGAUAAUUGUAGCAUGUAACAAGCAUUAAUUAUCACAGCAAUAUUAGUCUUGUAAACUGUAUCUAUUACCUCUGUUUUAUCACGGGCUAAUCUUACUUAUGAUUCAUAUGACUCCAUGUCCUGGUCCAGCCUCUCCUACCUGAUUCUUAGCUGUGGGACAUGGAGGUAUUGAUAUGGUAGAGAUUGUUUCCAAUUUGUCUUAUUAAGCAUACAAGAAAUGAAAGCCAAUGCAGAGUAAGGAUAAUUUAGG